GGGGAGAGGGAAGUCGGGGAAGACACUGGCCACCGGCCGCCCUGCCGCUUGCGCUUGCGCUCACCGAGGGGUUGCCGCAUCGCAUCGCACUCGCACUGGUCACUCCGAGCGAAAAUCACAAACAUUAGCUGUCAACGACCUCGGCGUGUUGCGAUGAUCGUUGGCAAGUUGUCCAUACUGUCAACGAUGACAGGCAGAAACGCCAAAGCUGCCAUCAACUUGACAACAAGUGUUUCAAAGUACUCAACUGCAGCAAGCAUGGCCAAUCCGAGGCUUGCCGGCAAAGUGGCGAUUGUCACAGCUUCCACGGAUGGGAUUGGUUUUGGUAUAGCCCGCCGUCUUCUGAGGGAAGGAGCCAGUGUUGUUGUCUCUAGUCGCAAGCAAAAAAAUGUUGACGAAGCAGUAAAAGCACUCCAAACUGAGGGUUUGAAGUCUGUCACCGGAAUUGUUUGUCAUGUGGGCAAGAAAGAUGACAGAUCUAAAUUAUUUGAGGAGGCCAAGAAAAAAUUUGGAGGGCUUGAUAUUUUAAUUUCUAAUGCUGCUGCCAACCCAACUGUUGGUCCGGUUCUUGAUUGUGAGGAGGAUGCAUGGGACAAAAUUUUUGACAUUAACGUGAAAUCUGCCUACCUAUUGUCCCAAGAAGCUUUGCCUCUUCUGCGUAAACGAGGGGGUGGUUCCAUUGUGUAUGUUGCCUCUAUUGCUGGGUUGCAGCCUUUCCCGCUUCUUGGGGCUUACUCUGUCAGUAAGACUGCAUUACUUGGACUUACUAAAGCUGCUGCCCAAACUUUGGCUUCAGAAAACAUCAGAGUCAACUGCCUUGCACCAGGAGUCAUCAAAACUAAAUUUGCACAAGCAAUUACAGAACCUGAAACAUCAAGAGAUGUGGCUCUGCAAUCUAUUCCAAUGCAAAGGUUUGGCACCCCUGAUGAAAUGGGUGGAGUUGUAGCAUUUUUAUGCUCAGAUGAUGCAGCUUACAUUACUGGUGAAACAAUUGUUGCUUCAGGAGGAAUGCAGUCCAGAUUGUAGUUCUCGCACUUUCUGGCUUUGGCUCUGUUAUUUUUUUAUGUGUCCGUUGGCCAGUUUUCAACAAACAUAUUGCUUAUGACUUUGCUCAACUGUAGUUUUAAAAGUAAUAUUUUUAUAAUGAACUGUUUUUACAAGUGAUAUGGUAUGAAGGAAGGCAAUUAAAAACUUUAAAACACAA
This is a messenger RNA of Thrips palmi, 1204 nucleotides long. It is a transcript of the gene Dhrs4, whose product is annotated as dehydrogenase/reductase SDR family member 4. The coding region runs from base 154 to 1026 and encodes 290 amino acids. Gene Ontology annotation, molecular function: carbonyl reductase (NADPH) activity. The transcript has 7 exons. Lineage: Eukaryota; Metazoa; Arthropoda; Insecta; Thysanoptera; Thripidae. The record is from RefSeq and is a predicted model, not a curated record.